AAGAAGUCCACUAGUAUGGAGUGUCCUUCUCCCCCAGGAGCUUGCAUCUCACUCCCAGGGCCCUGCAAGACAAGCAAGCAAGCCAUGGUGACGUAUAUCCCAAAAUAUGCCCCCUACUUGUGUAUUGCCUCCUUCCCUACCACACUCUUGUUUCGUACCGUAUCCCGCUUAAUAACCUUCCAGAUUACGACCACCGCAUAUGCCUUGUGCUCUAGUAUGGAGAGACACUAGCUCGAGGGAAG
This is a messenger RNA of Hyaloscypha bicolor E, 242 nucleotides long. RefSeq lists its product as uncharacterized. The annotation marks the transcript as partial. NCBI's taxonomy places the organism in Eukaryota, Fungi, Ascomycota, Leotiomycetes, Helotiales, Hyaloscyphaceae. The record is from RefSeq and is a predicted model, not a curated record. The transcript has a single exon.